This is a messenger RNA of Phodopus roborovskii (desert hamster), 1907 nucleotides long. RefSeq lists its product as uncharacterized. The transcript is spliced from 11 exons. Bases 41 to 1630 code for a protein of 529 amino acids. Lineage: Eukaryota; Metazoa; Chordata; Mammalia; Rodentia; Cricetidae. The record is from RefSeq and is a predicted model, not a curated record. Gene Ontology annotation, molecular function: transmembrane signaling receptor activity. Gene Ontology annotation, cellular component: plasma membrane.
GACAUCUGUCGCCACCAAGACCAGAAGAAGAGACAGGACCAUGUGGCUGUUCCCUGCUCUGCUCCUCUUCCUCCCAGGCUGCUCUGCUGCUCUUCAUAAAAUCACAGGCCCAUACAUGGCGAGGAGUCGGGAGCGGGGCACCUUGACUGUGCUGUGCCAUUAUGACUCACACUGGAAGGGUUACAAGAAAUACUGGUGCCGAGGAGCUGAUAUAAAUACAUGUGAGAUUCUCGUCCAAACUUAUAAAUCCGAGAAGUUGAAGAAGAAGAACCGUGUGUCCAUCAGGGAUGACCAGACAGACUUCAUCGUCACAGUGACCAUGGAGGACCUGAGGACAAGUGAUGCUGGCAUUUACUGGUGUGGGAUCGAGAGAACAGGAUAUGAUCACGGGUUUAAAGUCGACGUGAAGAUUGAUCCAGCCCCAGAAAUUACUACUGUAAUAAUGACAACCAUGGCCCCAGUUCUGACAUCCACCCCAUCAACCACGGAGAUCUUUGGCAUCCAAGGAGAGACUAAAACCAGCGCCCUCACCUGGUCCCUGCUGAGCAACAUCUACUUCCUGCUCCUGGUCUUUCUGGAGUUGCCCCUACUCCUGAGCAUGCUCAGUGCGGUCCUCUGGGUGAACCGGCCUCAGAGAUGCUGUGGGGGAGGUGAAGUUGGCCUGGCAAAGGUCCAGAGUUCUGAUGGUGGAGCGUGGCAAGAGCAACUCUGUGUUUCUGUGUCUCUGUCUGUUCAUGUGGCCAGACAGCUGUGGCAGGGAGCAGACAUUUCCAGCUGGGAUGUGAGAAGUCCUAACUCUGACUUCUUCAUGACUCCCUGUCCUGAUGACAGCCAUGUCGUCCCUGAAGGAGCAGAAGCCCAUAAGACAUCGACCAUAAAUCUAGGAGCGCGCCCUUCUGCUUUCUUUGGCUUGGGUGGAAACAGGAGACAUAGAGCUGAAGAAAUGGUCCCAAGAGUGAUGGCAGUAUGGCUGCCUUCAGCCCUGCUCCUCCUGGGGGCCCCAGGCUGUGUCCCUCUUCGUGGCCCCAGCUCUGUGAUAGGCACUGUGGGGGAAUCCCUGAGUGUGGAGUGUCAUUAUGAGGAGAGAUACAAGGCUCAGAACAAAUACUGGUGCAGAGUGUCACUGCUGCUAUGCAAAGGUAUUGUCAAGACGGGAGCCUCAAAUGAAGCUAGGAAAGGCCGAGUGUCCAUCAGGGACCAUCCAGCCACGCUCACCUUCACAGUGACCUUGGAGAACCUCACCCUGGAAGAUGCAGGCACCUACAUGUGUAGUGUGGAUAUACCAUUUACCAAUGGCUCCUGGUGGGAGAUCACUCCCUCCUUGGGGAUUAAUUCUUCUUUCAAAGUGGUGGUGUCUGUGGUCCCAGGCUCUGAUCCUAAGAGCAGAACAAACACCCUGGAGUCCCCGACAGCUUCACCUGGGCACACUCAGGCCAGCGUGGCCACAGAGGGCACAACUCCUGGUCCCAGCCCACACCCUCGGUCCCUACUCAACAGCAUCUACUUCCAGCUCCUGGUCUUUCUGGAGGUGCCCCUGCUCCUGGGCAUGCUCGGUGCCGUCCUCUGGGUGAACAGGCCUCUGAGGUGCUCUGGGGAGAAUCGGCAUUGUCCCGAUUAUGAGAACUGGUGACGUCUGUUGACAGCGAAAUCCUGUCCCUGUCAUCACACACAGUCCUCUGGUGGCAGAGGACAAUCUGUGCUUCUGAGAACGCUGGGACUUUUAGAAGAUUCUUUGUGCUGAAUGAAACACCUAAACAUGUGCCCAGUAAACACACAGACAUUUUAAUAGCGUGUCUGUACUUUCUCUUUAUAAUUUCACGCAUGUACAACAUGCCCUCAGGCCUGUGUCCCCUCCCCCUCCAUGGUCCAUCCCCCUCCUUUCCAUUUUUCUUUUUCUUUUGGUAUCC